AUGCCACCAACGUUGAGCAAAGAUGAAAAAUUAGAGCAGAGAGCAGUCAUAAAAUUCCUUCAGAAGACAGGGGGUAAACCCAGUGACACUAUAAAGGAGUUUAAACAAGCAUAUGCGAGUAAAGAGAGACGCCCGCUUUGUAAUUGUUGCAAAAAAAUGUCGGAGACAAAGGGGGCAAGUGUGAAACUUGUAACAGUCCAAAGAUUCAAGUUUAUCCCAAAUUUAUCACCAUUUUCUCUGGCAUUGGAAACAUUUAUGAGACUGGCAAAUAUACAAUAUGAAGUUGAAUUCACAAAAACAGUCACUAUCAACAAAGAAACUGGACAAGUACCGUUUGUCAUUGUGAAUGGAGUGCAAGUGAAUGACUCACAAAAGAUUAUGAGCCAUCUCAGUGAGGUAUUUGAUGUCGACCUUAACAGUGAAUUAAACCCAAUAGAGAAGACCAUUUCCCAUGCGUUUGUCAGAAUGAUGAAUGAAUUCACAAGCUGGACAUACUUUUACUGGCGAUAUGUUGACCACCCAGAGUUAAUUUUUCCUGAUAUCAUGGAUUCUCCUGAAUCAUUUGGGAUAAGUCCAGAUGAUCCAGACAAAAAACAAAAUUGGAUUGAUGCUGCGCGAAAGAAGUUGCUCGAACAGACCCACAACCAAGGAGUAGGUAGAAAGUCAAAGGAGGAGAUAUACAAAAUGGGUAUGGAUGACUUGAGAGGUCUAUCUGUGUAUCUCGGAGAAAAACCAUUCAUGUUUGGAGAUAAAGCCAGUGUUGUUGACUGUGUUUUGUUUGGCCACCUUUGCCAGAUUGUCUAUCUCCCUUUACCAACGAUGCCACAUAAGAUAAUGGUUGAAAAUGAGUGCAAGAAUCUAGUGGCAUUCUGUGAUCGCAUGAAAGCAUUGGCAUGGCCUGAUUGGGACAAAUUGACCAACUAAAACAUUUGUCAUUAUGUACUCGUAUAUAUCUAAUAUACGUUUAAUAUACAUAUAUAGCCUGGUUAAAAUAAAUACUUCAUGUCUGCUGAAAAAAAA
Owenia fusiformis is the source of this 1020-nucleotide messenger RNA. Lineage: Eukaryota; Metazoa; Annelida; Polychaeta; Sabellida; Oweniidae. The record is from the annotation of a GenBank genome assembly.